Messenger RNA from Plasmodium malariae, 960 nucleotides. RefSeq names its product conserved Plasmodium protein, unknown function. The record is from RefSeq and is a predicted model, not a curated record. The transcript is spliced from 2 exons. The coding region runs from base 1 to 960 and encodes 319 amino acids. Lineage: Eukaryota; Apicomplexa; Aconoidasida; Haemosporida; Plasmodiidae.
AUGGUGCGUUCUUCAUGUGUUUUUCUUUUCCUUUUAUUUGAGACUUUGUUGUUCAUUUUUGCGAAUAAUAAUAAUAAUAAUGUGUUCUUUCUGAAAUUUGUUAAGUGCGAUGUUUAUUUGAUCCAUAAAACGGGAAGGGAUUCCAAUUCUAAUGGACAUAUCCAUUUAGACAUAAAUUAUCAAGAUGGAAAAGGACAUUUAAAUGAAAUUGAAAAAAAAAAAGAAGAAAAAAAUGAAAAGGAGAUGAAAUGGAAAAAAGAACAAGCAAAUAAUAUUACACGAAAUGAUAGGAUAAAAGGAAUAUUAACUAGUUUUUCGUUACAAAAUAUUAAGAAAAUAUUUCUGCAUUUUGCACAUAAAAAUAGUACCAAGGGGAUGAAUUACCAAACUUACUCUUUUAAUACGAUUGAAAAAAAGGAAGAGGAAAAGGAAAAGGGAAAAAAAAAGGGAAAUCAUGCUUUUAAUAUAUACAGACUGAAAAGCAAAAUUAUGUAUAAACCAUCUCAGAAUUUUUCCUUUUUAGAAAUACCUAACGAGAGCUUAAUCAAAUUUGAAAGAAGCUUAUCGAGGGAGGGCACAAAUUUGGAUCUUCCUCGGAAGAACUCCCUUAAGUCAAGAAAACACAGUAACGCUUUAACCAAAAAUGAGCAUAUGAACGCGUGUCAUUACAGUUUUUUAGAAGAUAAAAAUGAGUGGAUUUAUUUUCCUAUUCUACCUAUUACAUGUCGACAAACAGGGUGCCCCAACUCAUAUCAAAUGUGUAUUCCAGUGAAAGUCAACCCUGAUAAUUUUGAUGGAAAAAAAAUUUACGAAAUUGUUAUUAAAGAGUUUGAUAAACGUAUGCCACUAUUUAAGUUUGCAAAUGCAAGCAUCUAUUCUGGAGAUAAUUAUAAUCUUGUUUAUACGUGUGUUUGUAAGAAAUAUUUAGAUGAUGGCUUUUGUGACGAGUCAGUAGAGUAA